This is a messenger RNA of Suricata suricatta (meerkat), 3079 nucleotides long. RefSeq names its product coiled-coil domain containing 114 (gene ODAD1). The record is from RefSeq and is a predicted model, not a curated record. Bases 362 to 2545 code for a protein of 727 amino acids. Gene Ontology annotation, biological process: cilium movement; outer dynein arm assembly. NCBI's taxonomy places the organism in Eukaryota, Metazoa, Chordata, Mammalia, Carnivora, Herpestidae. The transcript is spliced from 16 exons. Gene Ontology annotation, cellular component: axoneme.
UCUUCCUGCUCAUGACUCUUCAAACAACGUGGUCUUAAGACACGUAUCUCUAGGGCCUCGUCCCGAAGGACGUCGGCCUAACUCCAAAGCCUUCCAGACGUUUCCUCCCAGUCUUGGCUCCAUAGGGUCUUUCGGCUUCUGCCUCUCCCUCCCGAAAACACAGCCCACCCCUCAGAGCCCCUCGCUCCGGGUAGGCGUCUUCCUACCGCAGGUCCGUGAAGCUGCUGCCUUUGCAGUAACCACACCACAACAGUGAGCUUGGAGAACAAGGACAGGUCAGACACUCCAGCAGCGCCCCCUCCUGUCUGUCAGGUGGGGUUCCUGUGUCACCCCUGCAGGAGCCCCACCCUCUUUGGCCAAGAUGCCUUUGGGACUCUCUGCAGGGAGCAUCCGCUCCAAUGAUGGAAGGGAGGCCUUCCUGGAGAGAAUGGCGGACUGGGAGCUGAGCCAGCUGCAGCGGCAGUGCGAAGCGAUGGAGGGCGAGAGGCAGGCUUACAAUAAGGCAGUCCAAGGGCGCAUCAACAAGCAACUGGAGGAGAUCCAGCGCCUGGAGGGGGUGCGGGAUACACUCCAGGCGCAGAUCAGCGUGGCCCAGAGCCAGGCCAAGCGGCUGCGGGACAACCAGAAGCUGGAGAACAUGGGCCAUCUGCUGAAAUGUCGCGUCCAGGUGCAGGCUGAGAUUGAGGAGCUGCAGGAGCAGACCCGAGCCCUGGACAAGCAGAUCCAGGAGUGGGAGACCCGGAUCCUUACCCACAGUAAGUCUGACAAGGCCCUGGGACUCGUCCUGGAUCAGAAGGUCAAGAUCCGGCGAAGGAUCAAGACCCUAGAAGACCAGCUGGACCGGGUCACCUGUCGCUUUGACACCCAGCUGGUGCGGAACGCCGCCCUGCGGGAAGAGCUGGAUCUCCUGUGCAUUGAGCGGAACUGCUACUUGAAUGUGGACCAUCAGAUGCAGAAGGAAAUCAGGCUCCUGGAACGCUCGGUAGGCGCCCUCAUGGUCUCCUCUUCGGUCGCCUACAACGUCAGAGAGGACACAAAGACCAAGCUGGCCCUGCUGCAGGAGAAGGCGGACAAGGAGGUGGCCCAGAACCAGACAGAGGUGCAGGGGACGGGGCUGGGGGGCGUCCCAAACGGCCAAGGCCGGGGCUGGGGGGUGGUCCUGGUGCGAGGGGUGGGGGAGCGGGGCCGAGUGAGCGGCCUUUGCUCCCCGCACCCAGGCCCCUCUGCCGACCUCACCGCCCCAACUCCCCCAGCCCAGGAGAUGGCCGAAGGCCUCCGGAAGACGUCCCAGGAGGCGCUGGUGCUGCGCUGCGAAGACGCCCUGAACAAACUGUUCCAGCUGACGGGGGAGAGCGACCCGGACCUGCUGGCGGAGAGGUACCUGCAGAUGGAGGAGCGCAACUUCGCGGAGUUCACCUUCAUCAACGAGCAGAACUCGGAACUAGAGCGCCUGCAGGAGGAGAUCAAGGCGUUGCGGGAGACCUUGGCCGCCACCCGCACCCGGGAGGAUGCCCUUCGGGAGCAGCGGGAGCAGCAGCAGAGGGCCCUGCAGCAACAAACGGACGAGGUGCGCGCGGAGGCCGACAAGGUGGAGGCCCGCUUCCAGGACCUUCAGGGGCAGCUGGAGAAGCUCAAGGCCGGCAUCCAGCAGCUCUUCGCCAGGGCCCAGUGUGACAGCACCCUCAUCGAGGACCUCCUGGGGGUCGAGACCCACAUGCGGGACCGAGACAUCAGGCUCUUGCUGGGCCUCAUUGAGAAGAGGGUGGUGGAGCUCCUGACGGUACAGGCUUACGCAGAGGUGCGGCUGGAGACCCUCACCUCCUCAGCCGAGGACCCUGCGCUCCUGGCUCUGGGCCAGGGCCCUGAGGACCUUCCAGAUACCCAGGCCCCGUCGCCCCCGCUCCCGCCACAGCUCCCGGACAGUCAGGAUGACCCCCCAGGCUUCGAGGCCAAAGACGACUAUCCGAUGAGCAAGGAAGAACUGCUCAGCCAAGUGACGAAGCUGCUGGAGGCGCAGGAGCAGCAGCAGGCGAAGGAAUUAGCGGAGGGUGUGAGGAAGGUCGACAGCAACCUGAGCGACCUCAGCCUCAGCCUCUCCAUGACCCAGAGGAUGGGCUCAGGCUCCCCCAUGAAGAAGGCCAGGAGCCCCAGUGGGGUCCCCAGGGCCAUCCUGAGCCAGAGGACUAGCAGUGCCCUGGCCUCCAGCGGAGGCCACGCUGCCAGCGCCGGCGGCCGCGUCCCCUUCAGCGAGCCCGGCUCCAGCACGGGCCGCGUGACCUUCGGUUCCACCAGUGCCAUGGGGGGGCCCGCAUCCAGCUGGGGCUCGACUGGGGGCCGCGUAACCUUCCGAACCCCCAGUUCGAGUAGCUACCUGGGAUCCACCGGAUACUUAAGGUCCAGCAGAGGCCACGAGACCCCCUCCGGUGCGGAGACCAAAGGCACCGGGUCAGAGUCAAGCGGAGGCCUGGGGCCUAGCGGAGGCCAGGCCUCUAGCCCCAUCCCGACCUCUAGCCCCGUCCCGACCUCCAGCGCCAGCAAAGACUAGGCUCUCCCCACCCGCCCCUGCUCCCUGCCUUUGGCUCCCUGCAGGGCCCUCUCUGCAUCUCUCUGCCCUGAGAUUCUCCUGUGACUCUCCUGGUUCCAGCCCUCUGGGAAGCUUUGUGUCACAUCUGUCUGCACCUGCCCUUCCCCGUGUCCCUGUUUCCACCCGCUCCUCGUCUCCUCCGCUCUGUCUCCUGGUCCCUUUCUGUCUUCCCCACUUCCUGUCGUCUCGCUUCCCAUUCGCUGUGUCUCUGUCUUGUGUUCCCAUCUCUGCCCCCGGCUCCGCUGGUUCUCCGGUGGUUCCCCACCUCCCGUUUCUGCUUCCCUACUUCUAAUUCCCUCUCCUCUCGCUGUCUUCCAGGCUCUUCUUGAACUUCAUGUCCCCAUCUCUGUAGCUCCUCGCGGUCCUCGCCCUCCUUGAGAGCCCCCAGUGCUCACCCCCCCGCCCCGUACUGGGCACCAGGGCAAGACUUGGGGCAAAGAUGUCAGGGUCCGCAUGAGCUCCGCCUGUAGAAAAUAAAGGUCAGAGCCUGACUUA